AUGAGAGAAUCUGUUUACCUCAUCAUCGUUAUUUCCGCAAAGUCCGCAAAGUUGGUCUUGACGGCUGUAGGAUGGGAGUUGGGUCUUGAUGGUGUAUCCGUCAAAGCGAACCUCUCCUUCUGGGAGCUCAAUGACGAUGGCGGAUUCUCCAAGUUGCUCGAUUUGGUACUCAGAGUAGUCCUCAGAUUGGAUCUUCUUUCCGUCAACCUUGACGCGGAUCUCUUCGUUUUGGAGUUGGGCAACAAUCUCUUGUUCUCCACGGACAACCUUGACAAUCAUCUCAUCGGAGUUCUUCUCGACCUUCUUGGAGAGAACGGCGAAAGUGGUGAGUGGGGUCUUGUAAAGGACAUCAUCGAAAGUACGGAUUUGGUUCUUUUGAACCUUGCACUCGGAUCCGGAAGCCUCGGUGAGUUGGUACUUGCCGGAACGUUGAGCGAUGGAUGGAAGAUGGACACGUGGGAUUUGGGAGUUCUUGAGCUCAACACGUUGUUCUGGGGUUUGGACGGUGACGUUAACGUAUUGACGGGAAAGUGGCUCGACGGUGACUUGAAGGACGACGCGGUUUUCCUCGUUGUCCUCUGGGCGGCUGGAGACGGUCCAGUAGUUGUAGGCCUUGACAAGGUCGAAAUAACGGGCAGCGACUUGCUCGUUUUCCUUGGUGAGUUUGUACUCAGCAACAACGUUGACUUGGUUAAGACGGGCGGCCUUGAUCAAGAGCUCGUACUCUGGGAGUCCGUUGGAUUGACGCUCCAUGUUGCGCUCGUACUUCUUUUGUUCCUUGGAUUGUUGGAGUUGAGCGUUGAUGGUGAUCUCGUUCUUCUUUUGGGAUCCCCAGGUAGAGGUGAGGGAAAGUUGAACUUCACGGUGUGGUUGUUCACGGAGUUGACGGAGGGAAGAUGGCAUCUCUGGGCGGAUGGCGAGAAGUUGGGAGCGGAGAGUCCAUUCCUUGGUCUCCUCGAAGAUUGGAGAGCGGCUAACAUCCAUGUUCCAUUGGCACAUACGGACUUGCUUGUCGCAGACGGUGGUGAGCUCGGAGUUCAUGUUGUAGUCACGUGGAGCUUCAAGCUUGAGGGUGAUAGUGUGCUUGUAUCCUUGCUCCUUUUGGAUGUUUUUGACCAUCUUGGAGAAGUACUCACGACGGUUCUCGGACUUCUCUUGCUCGAGCUCGAAUUCCUUCUCGAACAUCUCGUUGGCCUUGAUGUGGGAGAGUUCAGCCUUCUCGAGUGGGGAGACGGUAAGACGGGCAACGAAUUCAGCUGGGCGGUUCUUGUUCUCAACGGAGACCUCGAAGUCUUGCUCAGCGAGGAGCCAGUUCUCGACGGUGUGUUGGCGGAGGAUGUUUCCACGGGUGGAGAUCUCAAGUCCGAGGAAGUUGUGAACCUUCUCGAUUUCUUGGGUCUUUUGUUGCCAUUGUGGGACAACGACGGUUCUCUCCUCAGCCUCGAUGUAUUCGUACUUGGAGAAUCCUGGGUGACGGAGGAAGACGACUGGGCGGGUGGAGACGGAGACGAUAGACUUCUGGUUCUCUGGGACGAUAACCUUGUAGACGAUCUCGAAGUUCUUCUUCAAUCCAGCGACGGCUUGAAUCUUGAUUGGAGUGUAGGCACGGACGGAUUGGAGGGUCUUGACUCCUUGCUCGAAGAGUGGAGUGAACAUUCUCAUCUCGUAGACGUGGGUGGCAGCAACAGAUGGGCGGGCCUCAACGGUCCAACGGAGUUCGGUUCCUUCGAGCUCAAGGGAAACUUGUCCUUCGGCGGAAGCAACAGUUGGGAUCUUUCCGGAGACGGUCAUUGGAAGUCCAAGAGUGGUUGGGAACUUGCGGAUGACCUCGUAGAAGUAAGAAGCGUGGUGAGCCUCGAACUCGUAGUCCUUGUUGAGCAUACGGCGGAUCUCGCUGAACUCGAUCUUUCCGUUGCGGAUGAAUUGCUCAAUAGCGUCAUCGAUGAUUUGGGAGUCAAUUGGGAGGAUGGUGUAGUCCAUAUCCUUGUAGCGAAGGUAGACCAUGGCGAAGGCGUCCUUCUCGUCACGGGUGGUUGGGCGAGCACGGAUGUUCAUCUUUUGGGCGAGCUCCUUGAGAAGCUUGAUUCCGGUUUGAAUGCGGCGUCCGCGGACAACGGUGGUGGAUUCCUUCUCAAGAGACUCGAGCUUUUGGAGAGCCUUGUAGAGGUAUUGGUCCAUGUAUUGUUGGGAAAAUCCGAUUUGGGCAAAGUACUUGUUCCAGUUUCCUCCGAAGACGGCGUCAAGGGAAGCAUGGAGGUCCUUUGGCAAGACAGAGCUCUUCUCGAAGACAGCGGCGAAGUCGAAUUGAGCUCCAGAGUUGGAGUUCUCAACGAAGAGUGGAAGUUGAGCGUAGGCAGAGGCAAUCAUCUGCUCUUGUGGUUGGUAUCUGGUGAAGGAGAGAACCUUAGAGCACUUGUUGGCAACACGUUGGUUGCAUGGGUUGGUGGAUUGAGCGAAUUGACGGAUCAUCUGGUAGGUAAGAGCAGCAACUUGUUGGUUAGACUCCUUCUCCAUUUGAGAGACGACUUGGACGAGGAGUGGUUCCUCUGGGCGGGUGUGCAUCAUUCUCCAGAGAGCGAGCAUACGAAUUUCUGGCUCAAAUUGACGGUUCUUGUAGAUUGGGAGGAGAACCUUUUGGAUCUUGCGUGGCAUGGAGUCCUUGAGGAGUCUGAAGGCAUCGAUGGCUUCCUUGCGGACUGGGAGUGGUUGGCGCUUGUCAACAAUGAUCUCGUUGAGCUCGUUGACGGAGAUGUCGAGUCCAGCGUUUCCGAUGGUCUUGAGGGCCAAGAUCUUCUCGUAUGUGGUCUCAGCGUUUUGGAAUUGCUUCAUGAAGACACGGAAGAACUUCUCCUUCAUCUCACGCUUAUCCUCACGGACGAGUGGGCGGAUGUUCUUGAAGUCAACGAUUCCACGGACGACGGAUCCGGUGGCGAGCCAGACGGAUUGGCGAACCAUUUGGUUGGUCUUAGCAACACGGGAUUCGGCAAACUUGAGAAGGGACUCAGCAAUGCUUUGGGAGGCGAAUGGAGUCUCUUGGAUGGACUUGAGGAGCUUGACAGCCUCGAGUGGAGUGAUGUCCUCGUUCUCGAUGUGAACAAGAAGGUGUUGGAUGGUGUUUCUGGUUCCAGCGAUGGCAAACCAAGUUUUAAUUUCACUAACCUUCUUGUCAGCCUUGACGUAGAGGGUCUCGUGGAUCUCCUUGAGUUGGGAGGUGGAGGUGGUGCGGAAGAUGCGGACAAGACGGGCGAGGAAGUGAGCGGUCUCUGGCAUGUUAUUCUCGACCUCUUGGACUUGCUCGGUGAUGGUCUUGAUCAAUUGGAUCUUCUUGUCAAGUGGGAACUUCUCGAAUGGGGAGAACUCAGCCUUGUCUCCAUUCUUGUAGAAGUCCUCAACAAGUUGUUCCCAACGGGAAGAUUCAAUACAGAUAAUACAACUAACCUUCUUGAUGUGGUUCUUGAUGGAGUGGUUCUCCUCAAGGGCGAGCUUAGAGCGGGUCUCGGUCUUCAAGACUUCUUGUCCGUUGACGUUGACGGUGUAGAGGGAGCGGACCUCGGACUCUUGAAGUUGUUCGUUCUCCAAAACGUAGGUGUAGACGGCGGUCUCGGAACGCUCAGUGCACUUGUCGAAGUUGAUGGACUUGGUGAUGAUGGUCUUCUUCUGCUCACGGACGACGGUGUAGGCGACUUGGCAGUCUCCCUCGAGGGUCUUCUCGUUGGUGAAGAAAGAGCGGUUUUCCUCAGAGGAUUCCUUGUCAUCGUAAGACUCAAGUCUCUCCAUCUCGUUUCUUGGGGCAACUGGGUUGAAGGAGAUCAUGUUGAGAACGGCUCUCUUCAUGUUCUUGGACCACUCAGCGUCUUCCUUGUCGAAUUGGAUCUCGGAGAUGAGUCCAUUUCUGAGUUGGGCACGAACUGGGAGCUCAAGCAUUUGCUUGUACUCGUCAGAAAGCUCACGUUGCUCCAAGGAGUUCAUAGCUGGCAUUUGCUCGGACUCUGGGAGGUGGGAAGCGGCCAUGCGGAUCUUAAUGAGUUGGAGGGCAAUGGUACGGUCAUCGGCAGAUUGAAUACGGACACGGGCAGAAAUACGGGAUUGGGCAGAUUCAGAGGACUCCGUUGGGAGUCCGGAGAGAAUGAGUCCAUCGAGUUUGUAGUGAUAGUCAGUCUUUGGCUCGAAAUUGCGCUCGAAAGCUGGAGAGGAGGCGAGGGCCAAGGCCACAAGAGAGGCGAUGAUGAUCGACCUCAUGGCUGA
Messenger RNA from Caenorhabditis remanei, 4245 nucleotides. RefSeq lists its product as uncharacterized. The record is from RefSeq and is a predicted model, not a curated record. The transcript is spliced from 5 exons. NCBI's taxonomy places the organism in Eukaryota, Metazoa, Nematoda, Chromadorea, Rhabditida, Rhabditidae. The coding region runs from base 1 to 4245 and encodes 1414 amino acids.